AUGUUUGGAAUAUUUGCGGACCUUCUUUCAUCAGUUAUUACCAUCCUCUUCCCGGCAUUCGCAUCAUACAAAGCUAUUCGUUCCGGAAAUCCAGCUCAGCUUACACCAUGGUUAAUGUACUGGGUUGUUCUGUCGGGGAUAUUGCUAGCUGAGUCAUGGACGGUGUUUAUUAUCGGAUGGUUCCCCUUCUACAGCUGGAUCCGUCUGUUCUUCCUUUCCUAUCUCGUCCUCCCACAAACCCAAGGCGCACGCAUCCUCUUCCAAGAAUACCUCGAUCCAUUCUUUGAGCAGCACGAGCGAGAAAUCGAAGAAUUCAUCGGCCGCUCCCAUGAACGUGCCAAGGCUCUUGGCCUUCAGUAUUUCUAUCAACUGAUUGAUAUAAUCCGUGAGAAGGUUCUUGGCUUGCCAUCUCAACAGCAACAAGCUCCUCCUCCUCCUCAACCGGCCGGUGCUGCCGGAUAUGCGCAAGCAUUACUCUCGCGAUUCAACCUCCCAUCCCCCGCAAACGUCGCACCCGGUGCAGCGGCAGGAUCAGGCGCAGAUUGGUUUUCAAUGGUCACCUCGGCUCUGGGCGCGGUGACAUCCACUACAAUCGCACAACCUCAAAGCCGCGAAGCACAAGUCGAACAACUCUCUGCAAGCGGCGUACUAAAUACAGAACAAUACAGACAUCUCUCUCGAUCCCAAAAGGCGCGAUUAUAUUCCUCGCAGCGCGAAAGGUUGGAAGUUCUUGUAUCUGCAUUGGAGAAGGAAGAGAGUAAACUCCACGUUACUCCUGGAAGUAGUGAAGACGCCUCGGAUGAUGAUCUAGCAUACGGCUCUGGCCCAGCUGGUUUGCGGAAGAAUGCGAGUGAGCAUUCAUUCGAUCAGAUCGAUGAUGACGAUUUGACGGGAUCGCGAUAUACUAGCAAUGAAGCAGCAACCGGCGGCGGCUGGGCAAGUGGUUGGUUCGGUGGUUCUACUGCUACUGGUGAAAGUCAUAAAAGGCCAUCUACGGGGAGUAAAAGGAAUGUAUCUGAUUCAGUGGAUUUUGCGGCCAGGAGUGUUGAUGAGAUUGGUCGGGCGUCGGGGUUUUCUAGAUAAUCUGACAGGUUGUGUGAGUCGUUUUGAUAGAUUGUUUGUUUAAUUCAGGAGUUCUUUCUGCGGU
Talaromyces stipitatus ATCC 10500 is the source of this 1147-nucleotide messenger RNA. RefSeq names its product HVA22 domain membrane protein. The transcript is spliced from 3 exons. The coding region runs from base 1 to 1083 and encodes 360 amino acids. Lineage: Eukaryota; Fungi; Ascomycota; Eurotiomycetes; Eurotiales; Trichocomaceae. The record is from RefSeq and is a predicted model, not a curated record.